AUGGGUCCACAUAUCGAAAUUGCCCAGGUGAACCUGCAUCACGCGGCGUCGGCCUCGGCCGUCAUCGCGAGCAGGUUCACAGCGGACGGUCUGGGCAUUCUACUGAUCCAGGAGCCAUGGAUCUACAAAGGAGAGGUCAGGGGCCUCAAACUGGUGAACAGCAAGGUAAUCUGGGAUCCCUCAUGCGAGAGACCCAGAACUUGUAUAGUAAUUAGGAACGAUAUUGAUUACUUCUGUAUUUCAGAGUUCCUAACACAAGACCUGGUCGCUGUGCAGGCUAAAAGCAACGAAGGAGAGGACUUCGUCCUGGCAGCGGCCUAUUUUCCGGAAGACACACCCACAGCACCCCCAGAGGCCGUCGGCAACCUUGUGGAAUACUGCAGGAGGAAUAACCUGCCCCUCGUCCUGGGAUGCGACGUCAACGCCCAUCACAUGGAAUGGGGCAGCACGGACUGCAAUACACGGG
This is a messenger RNA of Bactrocera oleae (olive fruit fly), 466 nucleotides long. NCBI's taxonomy places the organism in Eukaryota, Metazoa, Arthropoda, Insecta, Diptera, Tephritidae. The record is from RefSeq and is a predicted model, not a curated record.